This is a messenger RNA of Thrips palmi, 1100 nucleotides long. Its product is annotated as serine/threonine-protein phosphatase PGAM5, mitochondrial-like. Gene Ontology annotation, cellular component: mitochondrion. Gene Ontology annotation, biological process: positive regulation of mitochondrial fission. The coding region runs from base 1 to 867 and encodes 288 amino acids. The transcript has 5 exons. The record is from RefSeq and is a predicted model, not a curated record. Lineage: Eukaryota; Metazoa; Arthropoda; Insecta; Thysanoptera; Thripidae.
AUGUCUAGAUUCCGAAUCCUGGCUGUCAGCCUAGGGGCUGUCGGUGCAGGUGUCUUGUAUUGCAGCACCAAUGACAACAACAAAGCCUUGCCCUUACUGGCGGCGCAGAAAAUUUCGAACGAGCCUUCGCACUCGUCCAAGCUGCACGAUGAAUACCGCAUUACGAAAUGGGACUCCAACUGGGACAGGAGGGAUCCUUCAUUUUUGGUGAAGCCUUCAAAGGGAGGAGCAGAUGAUGAACGAUACGCUAAGGAAGUUUCUGAGAAGAAGCCAAAAGCAACACGCAAUCUAAUUCUCAUUCGACAUGGCCAGUACAAUCUUGCCGGUAAAACAGAUAUUGAGAGAUAUUUGACUGAUAAAGGUGUAACGCAAGCAAAGUCCACAGGUGAUAGGCUUGUUGCACUAAAUCUGCCAUAUGAUCGAAUGGUUAGAUCCACUAUGACUAGAGCUCAACAAACUGGAGAUCACAUUCUCUCACGAAUGAAGAUGGACUCGCUAGUCAUUGAAAAUGAUAGUAUGUUGGAAGAGGGGGCACCAUUCCCUCCAGAACCAAAAAUGAAAUCAUGGGAACCACCAGAAUACCUAUUCUAUCAAGAUGGUUCCCGCAUUGAGGCAGCAUUCCGCAACUACUUUUACAGAGCCGACCACCGUCAAGAGAAGGAUUCUUAUGACAUCAUUGUUUGUCAUGCCAAUGUGAUUCGCUACUUUGUCUGCAGAGCGCUUCAACUUCCUCCAGAAGCAUGGCUUCGUAUUAAUUUACACCAUGCAAGUAUUUCUUGGGUACGCAUCCGACCUAACGGGCGAGUUGGAUUAUUGACCAUGGGCAAUUCUGGACAUCUCGCCCCUGAUCUUCUUACUCUUGAGUAGGGCAAACCACUACCAAGAAUGUUUGUAAGGCUGUACUUUGAUAGUUUCUAAAUACAUUUAUGAAUACGUACCUAGUUAAUCAUGAACUGCCAAUGUACUGAUGAAAUAGAAAUUAUUUGACGAUGAUGUGUCAUUUACCUUGUCUUGUUCUUAAAUGCUUUGUAGCUGUGUGUUUUUGUUUUCUUUCACGUUGUAUACCUUUUUAUAAAAAUAUUUGGAUUUAUGAUUCUUUA